AAAAAAAAAAAAAAAAAGUAAACCUUACUUCGUACCUACUCGCCUGUCGAGCCCAAUCCUUAUCCUUCUUCCCAAUUCAACUUUUCAAGAACGAAUUUUAGGAUUGCGCCGUACCUCUUUUCACAAUGGCGACUAACAAUACGGAAGUUGAGGCUGCUGAGCAGAAGCUCAAGGGCAUGGCCCAUUCUGAGCAGCAUUAUUUCAACAGCUACAAUCACCACGGAAUACACGAGGAGAUGUUGAAAGAUGAAGUCCGCACAAAGUCCUACAUGAAUGCCAUUGUGCAAAAUAAGCACCUUUUCAAGGACAAGGUCGUUCUUGACGUUGGUUGCGGAACUGCUAUCCUCUCCAUGUUCGCUGUCCGAGCUGGAGCAAAGCACGUUAUUGGUGUCGAUAUGUCAACCAUCAUCUUCAAGGCUAAGGAAAUUGUCAAAUGCAAUGGCAUGGAAGACAAGAUCACUCUAAUUCAGGGCAAGAUGGAAGAGAUCGAAUUACCCUUCCCGCAAGUCGACAUCAUCAUCUCAGAGUGGAUGGGCUAUUUCCUUCUCUACGAGAGCAUGCUCGAUACUGUUCUAUACGCCCGUGACAGGUACCUUGCUAAGGAUGGAUUGAUCUUCCCCGACAAGGCCACCAUCUUCGCAUGCGGUAUUGAGGAUGGCGAGUACAAGGAUGAGAAGAUCGGAUUCUGGGACAACGUCUACGGAUUUGAUUACACUCCGCUCAAGGAGACUGCUCUCGCUGAGCCCCUGGUUGACACAGUUGAAGUUAAAGCCGCUGUAACUGACCCCACUGCUGUCUUGACUCUUGACUUGUACAAGUGUACCACGGCCGACCUUGCCUUCUCCAUCCCCUUCAAGCUCACCAGCCGACGCGACGAUUUUGUGCAUGCCCUAGUAGCAUGGUUCGAUAUCGACUUCACGGCAUGCCACAAGCCGAUCCGUUUCUCUACUGGUCCCCAUACAAAGUACACACACUGGAAGCAGACGGUUUUCUACCUAAGCCACGUCCUCACCGUUCAGCAAGGCGAAGAGAUUAGCGUCAAGCUAGACGUGAAGCCUAACGAGAAGAACCGCCGAGAUCUUGAUAUCAAGAUUGACUAUCUACUCGACACGCAAGACGCUACACGAUACGUUGAGGGAUCCUCCGAGUACAAGAUGUGCUAAAGAAGACUCAUUUGAGAGAGAUUUCAAAUGCUUUACUGUCUUUAUAGAUGUAUAAGACGAACCGACGAGCAUCUUUCCAAUGGAUAGAGGCCGGUCUAACGAAAGACUUGCUACUAACUAGUAAUUGCUUUACUUAACUUGCAUACCACAUAAUCGCAUGGCGACUGGUCUGAAUGGCGUUGAGAGGUACAAAAUCCGCCCUUUAGUCUAGGGCUCGGGAGGAAGACGGAUGGCCGAUUACCAACAAAUGGAAGGGAUAUAUGGGGGGUAAUUGCGAUGACUGAUGAAGAUUACGAUACACUGUAACUCCUACACGUCCCUCAAGAUACCACGAUAGAGUAGUGAUGAUCUAGAGGUUGAUGGGUCAGUCAAUACCCACACCGUUACGGCAAAUUAGACAGGUUUAACAAAAUUUCCUGCAUUCUGCCCACACUUCUUUGUUGUCUAUGAAAAAUAAUCGUUUCUGUAUUGUUUCUUAGUGACUGGGCUUCUUAAUAUAACGGUGACGAGUUUCUAUUGAACCGGUUAUGCAGGUCUCUGACGGAGCGGUAAGGUGCAGUAAAUGUUUGCUGUGCAGCAUGCCGCUUGGUAUAUAAAUUGUACCCAUAGCGGGCAGAUUACAGGGUCUUCUUUCAAGAAUUAAG
This is a messenger RNA of Hypoxylon trugodes, 1807 nucleotides long. Its product is annotated as protein arginine N-methyltransferase 1. Gene Ontology annotation, biological process: peptidyl-arginine methylation. Gene Ontology annotation, molecular function: protein-arginine N-methyltransferase activity. Bases 126 to 1163 code for a protein of 345 amino acids. Gene Ontology annotation, cellular component: nucleus. NCBI's taxonomy places the organism in Eukaryota, Fungi, Ascomycota, Sordariomycetes, Xylariales, Hypoxylaceae. The transcript has 6 exons. The record is from RefSeq and is a predicted model, not a curated record.